Messenger RNA from Fusarium tjaetaba, 2439 nucleotides. RefSeq names its product zn 2cys6 transcription factor. NCBI's taxonomy places the organism in Eukaryota, Fungi, Ascomycota, Sordariomycetes, Hypocreales, Nectriaceae. Gene Ontology annotation, cellular component: nucleus. The coding region runs from base 1 to 2439 and encodes 812 amino acids. The record is from RefSeq and is a predicted model, not a curated record. The transcript is spliced from 8 exons. Gene Ontology annotation, biological process: DNA-templated transcription; regulation of DNA-templated transcription. Gene Ontology annotation, molecular function: DNA binding; zinc ion binding; DNA-binding transcription factor activity, RNA polymerase II-specific.
AUGCAUCGCAUUCCCAGGAAUCCAAAGCACGGUUCCCGCCUUGACAUGGUGCCUGACCCCGUCAAUCUCAACCUGCCCAGACCCCUCAAGCACGUAGUAGACCUCUGCCUGAGAAUGCUGGUGCAGGGCGAGUGUACCGUUGGAGGGACACGUCGCGAUUCCUACGCACAUCGAGUCGGAGCAGGUGCUCGGUUUGGAGAGCAGUGUUUGCCAGACCACGGUACCGUAUUUUGUGUCUGGGAACGAGCUGAAGGCUGUUUGGCUGAUUUGAUUCCCAUCGAGGAUCACUGGCAUGUGCUCUUGCGUUUCCUCGCUUUCACUUUUGUGAUGAACCAUUUCGCGGUCCGGAUCUCCAACGUAAGGAGCCAGACCAAACAACUCGUCGACUCCAUCCACGCUCCAGCACGAAAGCAUCCGCUCCGUGUUCUGCUUAUCUGUGUCAUGGGGAGCAGCGCCGAUACUUACUUUCCAGUGCAGCGUAUUGCCCAAGCAUGCCUACAGUGCAGACGGAAAAAAUGCCGGUGUACUGGCGAUCGGCCUGUAUGCGGACAGUGCCAACGACUCAAGAUUGAUUGUGUAUAUCCUGUUGAGGCUUCUCGGCGGCAGGCUCCCCGGCAGCAAAGGACUCGCUCGGCGAGUAUCGCCAUCGAUGAACCCGAGACUUAUCGACAAACACAAACCUCCGAGUCAAGCGAUGUACAGACGUCGGAGCUCGUGAGUAGGAUUGGGACACUAGAGGCAAAGAUCGAGUCCAUGGGAUCAAGCCUGCAACGGAUCGAAAGAUGCCUCGUUGCGCUUGUAGAUAGCAGUAAUACUGACCCGGAUGCCAUACCGGUAGGGCUGCCAGCUUCUUCCGGGCGUCCUGAGAGCGUCAGCAGCCCUAGAACAGGUGGCACUGCAUACCAGCCUUCGCCGCAUGAUGACCCUGCGAUCGAGGACUUUGGGACGUCGGAGGAUGUGCUCAUGGCAGUCGUUGAUUCGUAUUUUAAUUACGGCCAGAAUCAGCCCUACUCGUUCUUUCACGAAGAGACUUUCCGGCGGGGCUUGGCUCAACAAGCCAUCCCUAAGCAUUUAGUCCUAGCCGUCAUGGCGACUGCGGUCCGGUUCUGCUCGCAUCCCUACUAUUCCGGCCGCUCAUUGGAGAUGUCUGUCGAGUAUGCCAACAGGUCUUGGAAACUCAUUGUGUCGGACUGUUUCACCGUGGGCAAGGUGGCAGAGGUGUCCACGGUCCAGACAGUUGCUUUGCUGGGCCUGUUCGACUUUACUGCUGGUCGAUUACGCCAUGGCUCAGCGUGGGUCAAAGUCGGCCUGGCUGUCAGGAUCGCGCAGGACUGUGGGCUCAUGCUGGAGAAUGUAGAGCACCUCUCAUAUGCCCAACAGGAAGAGCGACGACGGGUGUUUUGGUCAGUAUACUUGUUGGAUCGCUUGGUAUCUUGCGGUCGUGGUCGGCCACCGGCCAUCGUUGAUGCAUCGUGCCACUUACAGCUGCCGUGUGAUGAGUCAACCUGGAGAGACGGCCUAGGGGUCAAGACACAAUCGUUGGACGAGAUGACGAACCGGACUCUCUCAAUAUCCCAACGCCAAUGCCCUUUGGCACAGGUCAUUGCUAUAGCGCAGAUCCUCGGCCGAUGUGCGCAAUAUGUACUCCAAGACUUCAACAUUAGAGGCCCACAUCCACCUUGGGACCCUGGCUCGGACUUCGCCGGCAUUGAGUCCGAUCUUCUCCAUUUCGAAGCAUACCUGGAAAUACAGAGACCAAUCAAUGAGAUACUCGCACCCUAUAUCUUAGCUGAAGGCUUGGUAGACAGCCAGUCGUCAGGUCCGAUCAUCUUCUCUCGGGCAUUAUUCCACCUGUGCUAUUGUCUGCUCAACCAUCCUUUCUUACUACGGCGCCGCAUCAACACAUGCCGAAACCUGGCUCCUAUCAGUUUCAUCAAGCGAUCAUCUGACUUGGCCUGGCUUCACGCACAGCAGAUGAUAGCUCUUAUCCGCGAGUCGCGCAAGUUGGGCUGCUCGUUCCACGCCUCAUCCAGCGGCUAUGCGGUCACGGUGGCUGGCUCCAUUAUCGCGUUCCGGACCUAUCAUGAGGACUCGCCGACUUGCCAAGAGGCCCAGAUAUUGCUCGAGGAGGCCUUGGGCUAUCUGGAUAUCAUUGGUCAUCACUGGAGUAAUGCCUCGACACUGCGCCAGAUAGUCUUCGAUGGGUUCCCGGGUCGCCAGUUGAAUAGCCUCACCCAGGGGUUGAGCUUCACGCCUGAAAUGGAAGAAGCGAUGUGGGCCCUGGUCGACUAUAAUACGAUGUCAAACCAGCUGAGCCAGGAUGGUCAUAUGAGUGGCCAGCUAUCAGAUGACCUGAUGCCAAACUCGUGGAUCGAUUUAUUUGGUCCAAUCGAUUAUGCUUUACUCUCCAGUUUUAAUGGAUCGACUCAAGAGGAAUAG